GAAAGCGGCCAUAUUGCGCAUCUGGUCCAGCUUCUAUCAAGACAAAGUUGUUUUGGAGGGACACAUUAUUCUUCAUUCUUCCACAUACUAUGAGCAGUAUGUUCAAGGCAGUGUUUGGACAGAAGAAGCACAAAGGAGGAAAACCAGGAGAAAAAAGGAGGCAGAGACACCCAAGUGAGGAGGUGCAAACUCACAGCAGUUUGCAGAGGGGCAGUGGUGGUCGGGCCACACACCACCAUCAUCAUGACAGUGGCUCCACAGGAAGCCGUGUGAGACAGAAGAAACUGACCAAGGGGGUGUCUAUUUCUCUGCCAUCCUCUCCUCUCCUUCCUCGCCAGGAGAACAUAGUUCCAUCCCAUUCCGGUACCAAGUUCCCAGGACGGGCAAGGAAGCUGGAGUAUGUGGACGUCUCCUGUGACUCGAGAGGACCUCCUUUCUUUGCCUCGUGCCGUGACGAGACAGACUACAGAGACCUCCACGUGGAGCCCCAGCUGGGCUCCUCCCUUUCUACCCAGGAACUGAUGACCAGACUAUGCUUCUUAUUGGGAGAAGCAACGCCCGGCACAGCUAGCUCUCCUAUGGAGGACAGGAGGGAAAAGAAGGGUGAUACUCCCGCCCAGGGAGGGAGCCCCAGUUCCACGCUGACCUGCAGCACUGCCUCUCCUUGUUCAGAGAGCCCCUCUUCCACCUUAAGCAGCAGUGCUGUAUGCCAUCCUUUGCCCCUGCCUUUACCACACUGUGGCUCCAGCCUCAGCCCCAGCGGGACACUCUCCAGCCCUGUGCGCAGCCCUGCUCAGUGUUCUCCUGCUGCAGCUGUCACAGAUAGCAACCUUGGGCCUCCUUCUCAAAGCCCCACCUCCACACUGGAGAGCAAGGACAGUGGAAUCAUAGCUACUAUCACUAGUUCUUCUGAGAAUGAGGAACGCAGCGCCUCAAGUGCAGAUCUUACUGUGGAUGAAGUCUCAGGGGGCAGUGCUGGUGCUAUGGGCCACACAGGCGAGGACAGUCAUCCUGGGCUUACUAGGAGCAAUCCGACCAUCCAACCAGAGGAAGCAUCACCGAGAGCUGAUAUUAAGGAGCCCCGGACACCGCCUGCACCGAAGAGACCCCUCCCACAGCACCACAUACACGGUGCUUCCUCUUUCAUGAUGCCCCGUCCAAAUUCUGUGGCAGCAACGUGCUCCACAAGACUGGAGGACCUGACAUAUCUGGACAACCAAAGGCUUGGCGGGCACAGGAACUCUGUCCGCAAGCUAAAUGCACCUGGACGCACAAACGAGGACUCCAAAGGGAGACUGACUCAUUUUAAACAAGCUGACAUCAUGCUGAAACCGCUGCUGUUUGAAGUUCCCGGCACCAAGGCAGAAACAUCUUUCGUGGGCCGGGAUUGGCUUUUCACACGCCUGGAUGAGGUCUUGAAGAAAACGAGCAAUUGCGACGGAAGAGGGGCUGUCAUUGUGGGAAAUGCGGGCUCUGGCAAAACUGCCAUCAUGUGGCGGCUGGUGGCGCUCAGCUGUCAUGGCAUGCACACCCAACACGGAGGGCCCAGCAUCCUCCGCAGCCCCAGCUCCUCUCCGAAAUGUGGGGAUAGGCAGGGAAAAGCUGCCUCCAAACAAGCCACUGAUUCCCAGAUCGACCCGAGUGCUGUUCCAGGAGCGACCGAUAGUACAGCGGAUCGGAAAGAGAUCGUCAAGUGCCUCGCGACCAAGGUGGUUGCUUACCAUUUCUGCCAGGCCGACAACACAUACACCUGCCUGGUACCAGAGUUUGUCCACAGUGUUGCCGCCCUGCUGGCCAGAGCACCACAGCUCACCCCGUACAGGGAGCUGCUGAUCCAGGAACCCCACCUCCAGAAUACACUCAGCCUGCGGUCCUGUGUCCAAGACCCCAUCACUGCCUUCCGAAAAGGUGUCCUGGAGCCCAUGGCCAACCUGCGCAAGGAGCGGAGGCUGCCUGAAGAAGACUACAUUAUCUUGGUUGACAGUCUCAAUGAGGCAGAAUUCCAUAAACCAGACUAUGGGGACACCAUCGCUACCUUCAUCACCAAGAUAGUCGCCAAAUUCCCGCUCUGGCUGAAGUUGGUGGUCACAGUGAGGACGGGCCUGGUGGAAAUUACCACUUUGCUCCCCUUCUCCGGCAUCUCCCUGGACAUCCUGCCUGACAGCAGCGACCUUGGAGCCGACCUGAGCGACUACAUCCACCACCGGGUCAGCGGCAGCACCCAAAUCGCCGGCAACGUCACCACGCCCACAGGCUCCGCCCCUGACCCGCUGCUCCUCAGCAAGUUCAGCAGCCACCUGACAACACGCAGCCAUGGCUCCAUCCUCUACCUUCAGCUGAUCCUGGAUCUGUUCCACAAAGGCCAUCUGGCACUGAAAGGGGGAAACUACCUGGUGGUGCCUGUGUCUCUGUCAGAGGUGUACCUGCUGAUGUGUCACGUGAGCUUCCCAGACAAGGACGUCUUUGAGCGAGUGCUUCCGGUGCUAAAUGUGGCACUGGCGUCGUUGCACCCACUGACGGAUGAACAAAUGUUCCGGGCGCUGAAUGCGGGCAGUGUGAAGGGGGAGCUGGAGUGGAAGGACUUCCAGCAGAGAUUAGACAGUCUGGCUGGAUUCAUGGUGAGACGCAGAGAUGGUACACGCAUGCUGUGUCACCCCUCCUUCAGAGAGUGGCUGGUCUGGAGAGCAGAUGGAGAAAGCACAGAUUUCCUCUGUGACCCAAGGAGCGGCCAUGCUCUCCUGGCGUUCAUGUUCUCCAGACAGGAGGGCAAGUUGAACCGUCAGCAGACCAUGGAACUGGGACACCACAUCCUCAAAGCUCACAUAUUCAAGGGUCUGAGUAAGAAGACGGGUGUGUCCUCCAGCGUCCUGCAGGCCAUGUGGGUGAACUGCAGCACAGACAGCCUCUCAGCUGCACUGGCCUCUCUAAGGAACCUGUACACACCUAACAUCAAGGUCAGUCGUCUGUUGAUGCUAGGUGGUGCUAACGUGAGCUGGUGCACGGAGGUGGUAGGACACGCCCCCAUCCUGGCCAUCCAUGCCCAGCUGGGACAUGCGGAGAUGGUCGCCUUGUUAAUGGAAAUGGGUGCUGCAGUAGACGGGACCACCGACAGCGGCAUGGCACCUCUCUGUUUGGCGGCCGCUGCGGGACAUACUGACGUCGUCAGCCUGCUCUGCAAGAAAGGGGCCAAGGUGGGCCAUGCUGAUAAGAACGGCCAGUGUGCACUGGUCCAUGCUGGACUGAAGGGCCACACAGAGAUCAUCAACAUUUUGCUGGGGCAGGAUUGGGCCCCCGAGAAUCCCACUGAUCCACAGCAGUGCGAGACUAUGGUUGGGAAAAAUCAGGCCGUACAGCAGGCGGUAACAGCCGCAGCCAGUGUAGGACACACACAGGUGGUGAAGAGCUUGCUGGACUUGGAAGAUGAACAUCUGGCAGUGCAGAUGGACGCUCACGACUCUCUCUGGGGAGAAACGGUGCUGAGUGCAGCUGCAGGGAGGGGGAGGACGGAGGUGUGCGUGCUCCUUCUGGACCGAGGGGCUGGGCUGGAGGUGCCAAACCGCAGAGGAAUGGUUCCUCUCCUCAGCGCAGCCAAACACGGACACACACAGGUAGCAGAGUUGCUGCUGAAACACAACGCAGAUGUCAGUGUGUGCGACAAGCAGGGCCGUACGCCGCUGAUGCUGGCUGCCUCUGAAGGCCACAUCAGCUCUGUCGAGCUGCUACUGUCCAAAGGUGCCUCUCUAUCUGCUGUGGAUCAGGAGGGUCUGACAGCACUGAGUUGGGCCUGCAUGAAAGGCCACAGAGGUGUGCUGCAGCCUUUGGUGGACGCCGGCGCAGACCUGAACCAAGCUGACAGGCAGGGACGCACUCCUCUCGAUCUCGCUGCCCUUAAUGGAGACGCUGAUGCAGUGCACUUUCUGCUAGAACACGGUGCGGUGCUAGAGAGGACGGACAACAACGGAAGUAGGGCAGCAGAGCACACGCUUGGCUGCCAGAAUCCGUCCCUGGUGGCCUCGCUGCUAAAGAAAGGCUCCAAGAUGGGUACAUGCACCAGAUCACCACACAUUUUAUUCCGCUACAGAACAGCUCCGCAUGAUCGAUCAGGUCACGCCACAUGGGCUAUGGCUUCCACGAAACCAGAUAUUCUCCUCAUCCUGCUGCAGAAGCUCAUGGAGGAAGGAAACCUGCUUUACAAGAAGGGACGUAUGAAGGAGGCCGGCCAACGCUACCAGUACGCUCUGAGGAAGCUGCCUCGAGAGGGCCAAGGGGAGGAGCUAAAGGGGCUCAAAGACUUGCGAGUGUCUCUCUAUCUCAACCUAUCUCGCUGCCGAAGGAAAACCAACGACUUUGGCAUUGCUGAGGAGUUUGCAACAAAAGCCCUGGACCUGAAGCCCAGAUCUUAUGAGGCCUAUUAUGCCAGAGCACGAGCCAAGAGGAGUAGCAGGCAUUUUGCUGAGGCGUUGGCAGACCUCCAUGAAGCAGCACGACUCUCCCCGUCCAACCGCGAGAUCCGACGCCUGCUGGUGCGAGUGGAGGAGGAAUGCAAACACCAUCAGCGGCUAUCCAGCAACAGCAGCAGCAGUAAUGCAUCACAGAGUUACAGCAGAGACCCUCCCAGCCACCACCAUCACACCACUGAGGACGAGGCAGACGUGUAUUCACAGGGAAGUCUGGAGAGGCCCAUCCCAGAGGAGCAUCCUUGUCCACAGCAAGAUGACGACAAGGAGGACGGGGACGAGGUGAAUCUGCAGUGUGGCUCUGAAUUUUGGCCUCUGAAUCCAUAUGGUCCAAACAGGACUCUCCCUGGAGGCAUGGCCUUUGGGUUAACAGAUCAGGCGCCAUGUUUUCCUCAAGACGAUUAUGUUCAGAACCCACUCUUUAUUGACCUGCCUGAGCCGGUUCCUGCUGUCCACAGGCAAAGUCAAAACCAGGGCAGCAGGACACACCACCACUGCCACUCCCUCCAGUCAGGGAGUAGGGUGGCGGGCAGGCCUCUAUCUCUGUGUGGACCCUCCAGUCCUCUGCCAGGGCGACACAUCUCCACCUCCCUGAGGCCUGCGCCUGUGCUGGCCCUUGACAUCAGCCCUGGAUCAGCCACGGAACAUUCCGGGCUCAGUCCCACAGAGCACUACCACCCCAUGUCCCCAAACAGCUCCUCGCCACCGGGCUCUCUUCAUAUGUACCAGCCCCGCUCGUGCAGCUUUUCCAGGGGUUCUGACAGACUCUCCGCCCACUCUGCGCCUCUGGAUGGCCUGGCGCUGGCUGUGGGCUCAGCUGUGGAAGUCAGGAGGGAGGCUGGUGGAGCAGGAACAGCUGGCUCUAGGGGCUCUAGCUCCAGUCAGGCUUCCAGCGGGAACCUCUCAGACAACGGAAAGCAACAGGUCCUGGACCCGCCGUGCCCCAUUAAAAGCAGCGGCAGCUUCAAGUCUAAAGCCGAGAUGAAGCCGCGGCCCUUCAUGGGGGUCACAGACAAAGCAGUGCGAGUGCACAGCCAGCAGACCCCUACCUUUGGCCGACAGGGGCAAGGAGGGGGAGGAGGCAUGGAAAGUUUCAGCAUGUCUGUCUUAGAGUUCCAAGGUUUGAACAAUGAGUACAAGCGCUCUUCCUUCCAGGAGACACUCUCUGGAAAUCACGCCAGCAGUCAGCAGCAGAGCCGUGACUUUGCAGAGCGGCUCCACCAGCGAGAGGUGAGAGCCGCCAUGUCAUCCCAGUUACGAUUUCCGGACGGAAGGCACAGGCAGACCAGCCUGACCAGAGACAAUCCAUCGCUGCAUAUGGCGCCCAUCAAGCCCAAGCGCUCAUUUAUCGAGUCGAAUGUCUGAAUAGUUUGUCCAAGCACAACAACAGAACACAAGUCCUGUGUAAGGUAGCAGGGAUCUGAACCUGUGAACCUGUGUGUGGAGUUCUGCUGCAGCAUCGCAUUUGCAAUCUAGAACCAGUGGACCAAUUUGGGCUUGUCUGCUUCUGCUUACAUGUUUACAGCUAACACACUCGUGUAUUCCAGAAAAACCACACAUACCUUAAGUAGGCUUUUAAAACAAGUAGUACACUGUCUGAAUUGUAUUCCUUAUAUCAAACAUACAAGUCUGAGAAAGCUUUGUGCACGAAAAAUAUUCAAAACCUCACACUAGUUGCAGGAUAAGACCAUUUCGAUUGUCAAGCGUCUUUUAAAAAACAUUUAUAUUUGUACAAUGUACACUAUAUUUGCAGAUGAUAUAUAUUCCCUUGUAAGUGGUUCUUUGUCAACAUUACAGCCUUCUAAAAAAUGGUAUACUCUACUCUUGUUUUUUUUUCUUCUUAGAUUGAACAAAUGUAGGUGAGUGUUAAAACCUUCUUGUCUAUAUUGGGUUGCUUCAAUAUUCACUGUAUAUGUUAUUUAUUUUUGCAUAGCAGAAGAUGUAUGAAGUGUUUAUUGGUUGGACUGAACACAAGGAGUCCAAAAUGAAGAGGACAUCAUACAGUAGACUUAUAACGAUAUGUCCAUCAUUGUCAAACACUUUUCAUUCUAUGGAUUACAGAAUGUGGCCACAUUGUGGUACAAUUAAAUAAUGAUGGAUGACCCAGUAUUUGUUUCUUUCACAGUACAGCAUAUAUUUUGGAACAAUAAACGUUAUAAUGUAUGGAAAUGAUAGCA
Messenger RNA from Dunckerocampus dactyliophorus (ringed pipefish), 6634 nucleotides. Its product is annotated as protein TANC1-like. The record is from RefSeq and is a predicted model, not a curated record. The transcript is spliced from 29 exons. Gene Ontology annotation, molecular function: protein binding. NCBI's taxonomy places the organism in Eukaryota, Metazoa, Chordata, Actinopteri, Syngnathiformes, Syngnathidae. Bases 90 to 5822 code for a protein of 1910 amino acids.